AUGUCAUCCCCCAGACUCAUUCCCUUGUGGAAAGAUUUUAAAUACCUCAUAAAUGGCAUCCUACAGAAAAGCAAGCAAACCUUAGAUGGUCCAAAGAGUGACGUAGUUGUGCUGAGUGAUCGGUCCCAGACACUGUUCAAAGAGUCUUGCCAUCCUCACAAUAUGCCGUUUGUAUGCUAUUACUUCAGUGAUGCCAACUUCUUUGCCUCCCUCUCGUGGGUGACGCCAAGCACAAAAGAUACACAGGCUGUAGUAUGGAUGAAAAGCAAAACUGAGGACGUGGUCGAGAAGAGAACAUUCUCCAUGAUGGAACAACUGCCACCCAUCCAGUCCAUGGUUCACACAGGUUCCUUUCAUAUCCUCGUGGCUUACUGUGGUGACCUGCUCCUGCGGCUCUUUGGGGACCACUUUCGGUCAUUCAAACCCUUGGGUAUAGUGCCCUGCCGCUUUAACAUCAACUGCCUGUGCUAUGACCCGGAAACGAAGAUGCUUCUUUCGGGCAUCCUGGGGGCAGUGGUCACUUGGAUCAUUGAGCUGAGUGGCAAGGGCCUCCAAAUAGCCUACGUGAUUCCCAUGCCUGGUGAUGAGCUUGUCCAGGACAUCGUGUUGAAUGGUCCCAGUGGCACCCUCCUGGCCCUUUGUGAGACUGUGGUGAGGGUCCUGGAGCGUCAGGGCCCAGGCCAGCUGGGAGAGGUGAAGAAGUUCACUUCUACCACCAGUGGCUCCUCUAUCAGCUCCUGCUUCACCUGUUUUGAUCAGGACUUUCUCUAUGCUGGAAACAAGACUGGGGAAGUCCAAGUAUGGAGCCUUACCCAGGGCCACUCUCUCCACAGUUUCAAGGCCCAUUCCUCCUCAGUGGUGUGUAUCCGCAGCUGGCCAGAAGCCCACACCCUGCUAACAGCUGGCAGGGAAGGCUUAAUCAAGGAGUGGAGCCUUGCUUCAGGGAACCUGCUGCGGCAGCUAGAACUUGGUGAGGAACUGUACCGACUCCAGUUUAUCGAUAGCAGUACUUUCUUCUGCCAGACUACCCAUACUUUCUCCUUGAGCUCUCUUCCCUGCUUCUAUAGCCUCUUCAAUGUCUGUGGCUCUGCCCCCCAACAGGUGCGAAGGGUCUGCUGUGGUUAUAACUGGUUCCGGAUCCUGUGUACAACUGAAGAUGGCUUGUUACGCUUUGUGUCCCCAGUAACAGGGAAUCUUCUGGUUCUCACCUGGCCCUUCUCAAUCCUGGACCAGGCUGUGGAUUGGGCCUAUGACCCAGAUAAAGAGGAGCUGUUUGUAGCAACAGGCAGCACAGAAGUGCUGGUAUUUGACACAACGCGCUCCCCUUGCCCAGCCAAGUAUCUUUUAUGCACCUCACUGAAUUCUUAUGACCGGGUACAAUGCCUGGCUUAUGGGCAUUUCCGCCUGGGUCGGGGUCUACAAGGACUAGUGUUCUCUGGACACCAGACUGGUGUGAUAAAAGUGCUCUCCCAGCAUAGCUGUGCCCAAAUAGAGAGAUUCAUGCACUUUGGGGCUGUACUGGCACUCUCUACAUUGCCUCCAGAGAUUUUUGGUGGCCGAGAAAACUCUUUGCUCUGUUCCUAUGGAAUGGAUAACUACAUACACCUAUCAGAAGCUGUGCUUGAGGGGAUCAGAGUAUAUCUGCAGCCCCUUGCCAGCAUUCUCAGUAGCUGUCAACUAAAACACCUGAUACUCUUGCCCAAGUCUGUGGGUGCCAUCACGGACACUAACUGCCUGCGUCUCUGGAAGUUCCAUGAUUUUCUGUCCUCUGGGUCACAGAAAGGCUCCAAGUUCAUAGAGACACUGCCUCUGCACCAGUGCACCAUCACAUCCUUUGAUGUCUGCCUGUCCUUGAGUCUUUUUGUCACAGGUGGUAUUGAUGGCUCUGUGCGGAUCUGGAACUUCCAUGGUAGACUUGUAGCCAUGCUGGACUCACCAUUGCACUUUGGCCCACUCUGCUUUGCAAAUGACCGGGGUGACCUGCUUGUGGCUUUCAACCAGAGUCUUUAUCUGGUGUCCUGUCUAAAACUGCUUCCCCGCACCCUGCUGGUUCACCUUUCCUUUAUGAGCAUGACAGAUGACAUGCUGGAAAUCCCUAAGCCUUUCAUACCAAGCUUCUUCUUCUCCUUUGAGACCAUGUUUGUGCCCAAGUAUGUCUAUCUUGGACACAAGAAGGAAUUAGUGCACUUGGAAAGCCUUGUCAAUAGGCGGGCCAUUGCCUUUGACCAUACUGUGCCACAUGUCAUAGAAGAAGAUGAGGAAGGAAGCCCCGUGUUACUGUCGACCUACAGACAGGAGUCCUUGUAUAAGGAGGAAACUGAUAGCAUGCAGGAGAGCAAACCUCAUCAUACCCAUUAUGUGGUUCCUCCCCAACUACAGCUGACUACAUGGGAUGGACUCAAUCCCUGUAAAAUACUGCAAGGCUACUUUGGUCAUGGGCAGAAAUGGCUGUUAGCGCCUGAUUGCUACAUCCCCAACUCAGUGAUCCGUGCCCGUCUUUUUCCAGAGGGCAGCCCGAUAUACCUGCAAUGCAACCUGCACUCAUCUAUGCGGGAACUGGAAUGGGACAAGUCUCGGCAAUUCUUCUUCUGGCAUGCUGGGGUAAAAGCAAUAAGUAAUGUGGGAGAAUAUCCACCAGAAAAGGAGGAUGAAGACUUCAUAGAAAUGAGAAUGAGCAAGGAUGUAACCUACAGUGUCCUUACAGACCCAACAAACCACAGCUGGCUGGGAAGAAAGAUGAGUGAAAUAGCUGUCAGUAGCCUGAUUGAGACAGUCCUCAACAUUAUGAUCCAUGCCUCUCCACUGAAGUACCAGUGCUGUAUUGGUGCACUAGGGCAAAUCUUUGCCUCUUACCAGGUGUCUCCGUCUCUGCACUCUGAAACAGCCCAUCGUCUGCUGGAUGGUACAACCAAUUCCAAUCCACAGAUCCGAGAGCUAGCCUGGGAUGGGCUGAAGCGGCUAGGAAUGGUUACUCAUCUCUUUGCCAUACCUCUGUCCCAAGGACUGAUGGACAAGGACCAGAGAGUGAGAGAGAAGGCCUGGAGCCUCAUGCCUGACACUGGGAUUCACACUAAGACCUCACUCUUAAGUUUGAUCCAGAACCGAGAGACUUUCCGAGAAAUGCGGCAGGAAAUGGUUGGGGAUGAACCCCUGGACCAUCUGCUGGGGAUGCGGGCCACAGAUCUCCAGAUCCUUUCUACUCAAGUGGAGCAGCGGUUGAGUGAAAACCUGACUUUGUCACAUGAAUAUGAAAAGCCUGCUUUUUCUUUGGAUGUCUCAAGGGCUUCUCAACAUAGGUCUUUUCCUGUGCAACCUGAUACAGUUCUUGAAAAACCCAAAGUUGCCAUCAAGCCCAGCAAAGGCCAAAGACGGGGCCGAACAGCAGGCACAAAGCCUACCGCCCGAAAAUGGUUGCGGGGCUUCAAGAAGAUAGAGACUGGCAUAGAGCCAGGCCUUUUAGAGGGUGUAUGUGACCAGGGUGCAGCUGAACCAGUUGAGGUGGAGGAUACAGACAUAGAUUCCAGAAGGUCUUCAGUUGCCACUAUACUGAAGAUUUCAAAAGAUGCUGAACAAUCUCCAGAGAAAGAUGCCUCAAAGGAUCAUGUUGCAAUGGCCUUGAAGAUGCUACAGGAAAUACGUGAGAAAAAAGGCAAGAAAACAACAGUUCGGAAACCCAUAAAGAGGCGCAAGAAGACCAAAAAAGCUGAAGUUAUUGAGGAACAUCUGCCUCCUGUAAAGGAAGAACUAGUUGUGAGGAAGGUGAAAGCCGGAGGGCAGGGUGCCCAUGGGGUGCCUGGCCUCAGGACCACCCCUGGAGAUGGCUCCUCAUGGCGGGAUGAUCUGUGUCGUCUCAUGGCCCUGAGGAUAUCUAGCUCCCAAACAAAAAUGUCAGAAGAUCUAAACACUGAGCUAGUGACUGUGGCUCAGGAGGUGCUGGCAGAUCAGCACCCCAGCUGGGAGCUCUUUCAGGAGAAGAAGAAGUUUGAAGGGCAGGAGGAAGGCAUGAGUGAGGGAGAGCCGGAACGUCUGGGUGAGAAUGAGGAGGAGGCUGAGGGGAGAAGCUCACUGGAGGAAGAGGCAGCCAAGAAAAAAACACUCUCAGAAAAAGAAACACCAGAGUUUCAAGAAGAGAGAAGAAAGGAUCUAGGAGGAAGACAAACUGUCUCUUCUAUUGGAAAAAGAAUCCCCGAGAUCAAAGGCAGUGCUACGAAAUCGGGAGUUCCAAAAAUCCCUUCCAAGAGACUGACCUCAAUAGCUCUGAAGAAGGAAGAGAAGAUGCCAGAGCCAGUGUCUAUGAAACAAGUAUCUGGGAAAGAUAAGGCCAUGGUGCUUGAGAUGCCCAGUAUAGUCCCAGGGACAAGGUUUAUGGGUGAACAAGAACUGCUGAAGGGCCAUAAGCCCAUAUCUCCACAAGUUUGGGAUACAAUUUUGGAGUCCCAAGAGCUGGACUUAGAGACCCCGUAUUUAUCCCACAUGUUGAGGAAGACCAUGGAAGCUCUGAAACUCCAAGGCAAACCACGAGGGGCCAAGUGGCAGCAGCUCUUGCAGCAUCAUACAUCUCUGAUGGGCCAGACCAAGAGAAAAUCACCUGUGCCUGAAACCUUGGCUAAGGAAAUAUAUGCAGAAGUAAGCCUCUCAGAUGUAGACUGGAUCCACCAUGUCCUAGAAUGGAUGGAAGCAGGAGAACAGCUUUCCAGGGAUAGUUUCCACAGAUUGUGCCAGCUUCUCAAAGACUUCACCUCAAAGGGAAACAUAGAGUGGCUACGUCUGGCCCAACUUGAAGCUGUUGUGCACCAUCACAGGCAGAUCCUGGAGUCACAGAGUACACGUAUCUCAAGACCCAGUAAGGAGCCCAUGGGUCUAAAUUACGUGAAAGCGAUCCCUCCUAUAAAAGGAAAGGAAAAGGAAAGCUGGCUCAGAUCUUGGGCUGUCCCCAUACCAAAGUCCCCAUUAUCUACCAAAGGGAUUCCAGACUCAAAGGCUCUAAACUUGCAUCUUCUAGGAGGGCCUUACAAGAGUGCACGGGCAGAGCAGAUAUCCACUGCUCUCAAGGAGAUGGAUAGACAGUACUUUUAUCCUGCCACAGGAGACAUUUUCACAGAUGCCCAUGACUCUGUAGAAAAACAAACCCUAACUCCGAUGUUUCAGAAAGAUCAUGGGGCUUUUACAGGUAAGGGCAGGUUUCCCAAGUUGCCCAAGUUGGUGAAAAAGGCACAGUCCAUCUCUAAGAAGGAGGUGCUUCCAUGGGAGACAUUUGUAGCAGUGUACCAUGUUCUGCGGGUGUUGCGGGAGCAACAUGCAAAAGACAGUGCUGCUUGGAUGGAACAGUUCUACCAGCUCAUGGACCUGUACCAACUUAAGUCACCCCAAAUCCAGAGACUGCUACAGGAGCUGCUAGUGAGAGAGGAACCCCAAUCCCAUGAGAUCACCUACAGAGAGGCCCUAAAGACCAUGGAGCUGGCUCCUGGGGAACGGUUGUUCUACCACUUGCUCUGUGGUAGCUCUUACAUUCCUAGAGGUCCUCUGGAGUUCCAGGAGGUGGUGCCCAUCCCAGGGCAGAACAAUGUGCGUACCAUACUUCCUAUAGGUAUUGCCCGUUAUGGAAUUUUAGAACUUGCCUGGAAGAGCUUGCCUGAAGCUGAUAUUCACCUCACCAAAGAACUGCCCCACAUCAUUGCCCCAACCCCUUAA
Messenger RNA from Manis javanica (Malayan pangolin), 5691 nucleotides. RefSeq names its product WD repeat domain 87 (gene WDR87). Gene Ontology annotation, molecular function: protein binding. The record is from RefSeq and is a predicted model, not a curated record. NCBI's taxonomy places the organism in Eukaryota, Metazoa, Chordata, Mammalia, Pholidota, Manidae.